Messenger RNA from Linum tenue, 2555 nucleotides. The record is from the annotation of a GenBank genome assembly. Lineage: Eukaryota; Viridiplantae; Streptophyta; Magnoliopsida; Malpighiales; Linaceae.
UUUUGAUUGAGCAGCUGUCUGUUUUCCGAUCAAACUUUCUCAUCCUUUCUUUCAACGUCGUUCUAUCUCUGUUCUUGUCUAAGAAACCUAGGUUUCCAGCGCAAUAUCGGCUAGAAUCGGCCUAAUUCAACCUGAUUUCGCGCGUAACUUUAACCAAUAAAUCGCUCUUAUUCUCCCUCAUCCGGAUAUCUCUCUUCUUCUCUAUCUUCGGCGACAUCUGACAAAUUUCCGGCCGCCUUCCUCAUCUUUCUCCCUCUCCCCCUUGCGUUUACUCCAGGCAAACCUGCGGCGGAAAGACCGAUUCACCCGGUUGCCUAUCCGCCAAUAGAAGCUUCUGGUCCACAACCUUUCAUCUUGUAUAUAGGCGAGGCUUCAAUUCUCAUCUUCCCUGUUAAAUUUGUUUUUAGACACAUCGAUACCGAACUGCUGUCAGAAAGAGAAAGAGGGAAUCCUUUUGUGACGAAUCAAGAACCGGCAUUCUUAAUUGAUUGAUAAGUUUUUUUGACUGGGGGAAAAGAAAGCCUGCAAAGAUGGUGUUGGCACAGUUGGGAGGGAGCAUCUCCCGAGCUAUACAGCAGAUGAGCAAUGCCACCAUCAUUGAUGAGAAGGCAUUGAACGAGUGUCUGAAUGAGAUCACUCGUGCUCUGCUGCAAGCGGAUGUGCAGUUCAAGCUCGUCAAGGAUAUGCAAACCAAUAUUAAGAAGAUAGUCAAUCUUGACGAUCUUGCUGCUGGUCACAACAAGCGGAGGAUCAUCCAACAGGCGAUAUUCAACGAGCUCUGCAAAAUGUUGGAUCCUGGGAAGCCAUCUUUCACUCCAAAGAAAGGGAAAACGAGUGUAGUCAUGUUUGUUGGUUUACAAGGUUCCGGGAAAACUACUACAUGUACAAAAUAUGCAUAUUAUCAUCAGAAAAAGGGCUGGAAGCCCGCUUUAGUUUGUGCGGAUACAUUUAGAGCUGGUGCUUUUGAUCAGCUGAAGCAGAAUGCGACCAAAGCUAAGAUUCCAUUCUAUGGAAGCUACAUGGAAUCUGAUCCUGUAAAGAUUGCUGAGGAAGGUGUUGAAAGGUUCAAGAAGGAGAAUUGUGAUCUUAUAAUAGUUGAUACUAGUGGUCGUCAUAAACAGGAAGCUGCCCUAUUUGAAGAAAUGCGUCAAGUUUCUGAAGCCACGAAACCAGACCUUGUCAUAUUUGUCAUGGAUAGCAGCAUAGGUCAAGCUGCAUUUGAUCAGGCCCAAGCAUUUAAGCAAAGUGUUUCUGUUGGAGCUGUGAUAAUUACUAAAAUGGAUGGUCAUGCAAGAGGUGGUGGUGCUCUUAGUGCUGUUGCUGCAACAAAGAGCCCUGUCAUCUUUAUUGGAACAGGAGAGCACAUGGAUGAAUUUGAAGUAUUUGAUGUAAAGCCAUUUGUUAGUCGUCUUUUAGGCAUGGGUGACUUAUCUGGAUUCAUGGAUAAGAUACAAGAGGUUGUUCCCAUGGAUCAACAGCCCGAACUCCUGCAGAUGCUCUCAGAAGGGACCUUUACUUUAAGGAUUAUGUAUGAACAAUUUCAGAACCUUCUCAAAAUGGGUCCAAUUGGCCAGGUAUUUUCAAUGCUUCCAGGGUUUAGCUCUGAAUUAAUGCCAAAAGGUCGUGAGAAGGAAAGUCAGGCAAAGAUCAAGCGGUAUAUGACCAUGAUGGACUCUAUGACAAAUGAAGGCAAGUGGCAGCUGGACAGCACAAAUCCAAAGCUGAUGAACGAGUCGCGGGUGAUGAGGAUAGCAAGAGGGUCUGGGCGUCCCGUUAGAGACGUUAUGGAGAUGUUGGACGAGUACAAACGACUUGCCAAGGUUUGGAGCAAAAUGAAAGGGCUGAAGAUCCCGAAGAAGGGGGAGAUGAGCGCAUUGUCGAGGAACAUGAAUGCGCAGCACAUGAGCAAAGUUCUCCCUCCCCAGAUGCUGAAGCAGAUUGGCGGCAUGGGUGGCCUGCAAAGUCUGAUGAAGCAAAUGGGCGGCGGGAAGGACAUGAAGGACAUGAUGGGAAUGCUUGGAGUUGGAGGUGGAGGCGACAGUUGAAAACAUUGGAUCUGAGCGGGCGUAGAUAACUUACAAUUUGGGCUUUUAGUAGCAUUUGCAAUAUGGGCUUCUAAAGAGGUCGGACCACGAGCAAGACCAGGACCUGGACCUGGGAUAUUUGGAGGGGGAAUGGACGCCUUCGGGGAUGUAGUCUAUCGGCCAUUACAUCGUAUGUGUAUGGAGUAUGGACGAGGUGGUUGUGGUUGGGGUGAGCGGUGAGUGGUUUUAUGUGGAUGUGGAUUUGGAUGGGUUUGGAUUCAUCAACGAAUUUGGAUGGAUUUGGAAUCACCCACUUCGUGGUGGGUGAAGAAGAAAAUGACGUACAUCUACCCACGUAUUACAUGUGGGUUGGGUUGAGUGAUUGUUGAUGAUGAGUGGUUGGGUGGAUUUGGUGGGUUUACAAAAUAUAUUCUAUACGAUUAUAUAAUUUAAAUAGUUGUAAACUUAAAAUGAAAGAAUUUUCAAACUAAAUAAUAGGAUUAAAUCAUAUCAAUAAUUUAUAUUACAAUA